AUGAUCUAUCUAUCUAUCUAUCUAUCUAUCUAUCUAUCUAUCUAUCUAUCUAUAUUUAUCACCAUAACUUUCAACAGUCCCCGAAUACAACCUCUCCACCCGGCACAACCUGCAACAUCUCGAUCCCCGUCCACAGCUUGCUGCUUCUUCGUGCACUUUCCCCUCACCAGGAGGAAAUACAUUACUAUUAUGCUUACAUUCCUACCUGAUGUCUCACAUAUAUGCAGAACGGGCUGCGUCUUCUCCACCCCUAGACACUUCAGUCGACAUUCUAUGGCUAUAGUACCGCUGCUCGAACACGUACAGUAUAAAUCUAAUGUUGACCCUAUCUUGUUUCAUCUAUCUAUCUAUCUAUCUAUCUAUCUAUCUAUCUAUCUAUCUAUCUAUCUCAUUCUGUUCAUCACUAAUUGUGUAUGUCUGUCUAUAUCGCUAGCUAAUUUUGUUCAUCUAUCAAAUUCUGUCGAUCUACCUAAUUUUGUUUAUCUAUCUAUCUAUCUAUCUAUCUAUCUAUCUAUCUAUCUAUCUAUCUAUCUAUCUAAUUUUGUUCAUCUAUCAAACUCUAUCUAUCUAAUUUUUUCUUUUAAAUUCCAUCUACUUUUGUUCUUCUAUCUAUCUAUAUAA
Messenger RNA from Acanthosepion pharaonis, 621 nucleotides. Lineage: Eukaryota; Metazoa; Mollusca; Cephalopoda; Sepiida; Sepiidae. The record is from the annotation of a GenBank genome assembly.